GCCGACGGGCGGCGUGCGGGGCCCCGGGGCGCCGCGCCCCCCAUGCGCCGAGGCGGUCGCGGACACCGCGCGGGGCCCGCUCUGAGCCCCGGCCCGCGCCCGGCGCCAGCAUGAGCCAGGCGGAGCUGUCCACCUGCUCCGCGCCGCAGACGCAGCGCAUCUUCCAGGAGGCCGUGCGCAGGGGCAACACGCAGGAGCUGCAGUCGCUGCUGCAGAACAUGACCAGCUGCGAGUUCAACGUGAACUCGUUCGGGCCCGAGGGCCAGACGGCGCUGCACCAGUCGGUCAUCGACGGCAACCUGGAGCUCGUGAAGCUGCUGGUCAAGUUCGGCGCAGACAUCCGCCUGGCCAACCGCGACGGCUGGAGCGCGCUGCACAUCGCGGCCUUCGGCGGCCACCAGGACAUCGUGCUCUAUCUCAUCACCAAGGCCAAGUACGCGGGCAGCGGCCGGUGAUGGCGCCGAGGCCGGGACCGGCUCCGGCCCGCGCGCGUCGACCCUGCCGGCCCGCGGCACCUACCUCGGGGCGCGCCCGCGGCCGUGAAGCCCGAGUCUGACCCCCGGCGAGCGCGAAUCCCGAGAUCCCGGAUCCGCCGCGCUCAACGCGGCGCCCCCGCGCAGGACCCGGAGUUCCAAACUAUUUAUCGUGUGUGUAUCCCUGUGGGUGAAGUCUGUGCGCCUGGUUUUGUUUGGAGAAUAUUGUGCGUGAUCAAUGUGGUUAUGAGGGGAAGAUGCUUGGGUUCUUGUUUUUGUUGUUGUUGUUUUCUUAGUCUAAAAACUAAAAACUUGAGUCUGUCUUUUCUUGGUUGCACUGAAAAUACCGCCCAGCCGGAUGGUUUCGGAGCUGCCCCCUCCCCGCCUCGCUCUCCCUGGUCCCCGCCGUCCCGGGAACGCGCCCCCACCCCCGCUGACCUGCUGGUUUUGCAGCUCCCCGGAGCACGGUGCUCGCGCGUGGCGGUGACGCGACGGGGGGGGGGGGGGCGGGCGGGUCGGGGCUCAGGCCUUUCUAGCGAAUUCUAGUCUAGUUAACAGUCGGUUGCACACUUUUUUUUAAAAAAAAGUUAAGGGAUUUGCCACGAUUAAAUGUCAUAACAUUUAUGACAAUAUAAAAUAUUAACAUAUUUUUAAAGCCGAGUUUUAGGUGUACUUCUCGAAUCUUGGUUAUAACCCCAAUUUUAAAGGGCGUCGUAUCCAGCGUUGCGAAGGCAACAUGUACCCAUAUUUAUAUUUUUAUAAAAUGCCUAUAAGACUGUGAAUCUCUCGUACCGAUGCCUAGAGACUGGGGACCGUCCCCUGCCCCUCCACAGCCUCGAGGAC
Molecule: messenger RNA, 1316 nt
Organism: Sorex fumeus (smoky shrew)
Lineage: Eukaryota; Metazoa; Chordata; Mammalia; Eulipotyphla; Soricidae
Gene: NRARP
Product: NOTCH regulated ankyrin repeat protein
Exons: 1
Coding region: 111-455 (114 amino acids)
Cellular component (GO): cytoplasm
Molecular function (GO): protein binding; phosphatase regulator activity; enzyme inhibitor activity
Source: RefSeq, a predicted model, not a curated record